Cetraspora pellucida is the source of this 189-nucleotide messenger RNA. The record is from the annotation of a GenBank genome assembly. NCBI's taxonomy places the organism in Eukaryota, Fungi, Glomeromycota, Glomeromycetes, Diversisporales, Gigasporaceae.
AUGAUAGAUAAUAAAAAUUUUGAAGAAGAUGUUGAAGAUUUUGAAAAAUAUUUAGAAAAGAGUUUUAAGAAAAAUUCUGAAAAACAAUUUGAUGAAAAAUAUUAUGAAAAUUCUAAGACAUAUUCUGAGGAGGAUUUUGAAGAAUAUCACGAAAGCAAUUUUACAACUAACUUGGAAGAUGAUUUUUAA